AUGGCGGAAGCAACAGAAAAAUCACGCCCUCUACCGGGUGGAGCGCCGAGUGCAGUAAAGUCGGAGGAAACCGACACCGUUGCCGUGAAGCUGGUGUUGGAUGGGGAGAUUGCGGACGAUGUGGUGAUCCGCGGGUCAUGGGACGACUGGAGCAGAGACUGGCAGCUAGAAAGGAACAAGAAAACGUUAGAGAACCGUUUUUGCCUUGACCUGCCCUGUGGCUACUAUGAGUACAAGUACAGAGGAGGAAGGAGAUGGUUCUGCGACAAGUCUAAGCCGAUGGUACGAAACGCGUUCGGAACGCAUAACAAUUACAUGGAAGUAAAGAAAGUGCCUGAGAGUGCCAGCCCUCUCGUUCAAGGCCUGCGAUCCAAAGUGGCUCAUGCCAAUAUGAAGAUACAGAAAAAGGUGGAUCUAGAAAUCCUUCCUUCGGGAAAGGAUAAAAAACAGGAAGAGAUCGCUGUUAUGGAUGUAGAAAAGCAAUUCCAAGAUACCGACGAGUUCGAAACCCUAGAAAACGACCUAGAAGUAAAGAAAGUUUCUGACGACGUGUCUACCAAUAAGGUUGCUCAUGUCAGUGUAAGGAUAGAAAAGAAAAUUGAUCUAGAAACCGUUGAUAUUGAAGAGCCUGGAUCGAAAUUAGAGUAUGAAACGAAAAGGCAGGAUGAAACAUCUCAAGACAAAAAGAAGACACAAGAGAGCGUUGACGUAGAAAUCCUUAAAGCGUCAGAAUGCAGUGCACAAACCGGACAAGAAACAGAGGCCACAAAGCCUGUCCAUGGUACUAAAGAGGGGUCCACAGUCAGCGAUCCAAGUCUUGCGUUAGUGCAAACGGAAAAGGAUGAUAUUGUUUUUAUCAGCAACGAUAGAAAGUCUGAUAUCAAAGCUCUAAUAGAAACAGCAAAACAAGAUGUUAAUGAAAUGGAGGCUGCGUUAUACAACAUGGCGGUUCUACACGCUGACAUGGUCGAAUAUAAAAGCGUUCUACAAACUGUCGAGAAAUCAGAGGAAGAGGGUGAUCUCGAUGCAACAGGAAAAAUUGUAUCUGCUGGACGUAUCCAUCAAGAUUUAAAGAAGAAUUUGGAAGAAGAAGCUUCCAAAGAAAAAGUGCCACUAUCAGAAAAUGAAGGACAAACGUCAGUCACAGAUUCUACCGAAAGGACUGAACAGAAAGCCUACACCGAGACAUCAGAACUAGACAAGAUAACUGAAAAGCCUGUGCAUCCGAGAGAAGACCUAGAUUUCGCAAUAAUACCGCUACCGGAUGAGAAAGAUGAUGCAACCGUACAAGACAUCUGUGGAGGGUUAGACGAGAGGGUUUGCCCUGAGAUGACCUCCCCGACGUCAGCAACAAGCAGCAGCAAUGGUUGGAUCGUUGUUGACGAGUUAGAAGACGAAGCCACACCUCAUGCAUCAGUACAACAUGAAAGCGUUGAGGAGGUUAUCCAACACGCGGAUGAAAUAUUGGAAGAGAUUUCCAUAACAGAGACAACGACAGACGAAACAAUUGUGGCUACCCAAGGCAUUGCUUAUAAGGUUCAAGACACAUGCGUUAUCGAAACAACUCCGUCAGACAAAACGACUGAGAAUGGUAAUGAAAUGUUGAAAGAGAGUUCUACUACAGAAGCGCCAUUAGACGAAACAGUUAUGACUACCGAGGAUGUAGUUGACAAUCUUCAAGACACAGCAACCGGUGAAGCACCAUCUUCAGAGAACACAGUGAAGAUUGCCGACAUAAAGAUGGUGGAGCAGAUGGAAGAUAUGACCGCUACUGAAGCAUCAUCAACACUAGAGGAAAGAGUGAAAGACGUUGCUCCAGCGGUUGGAGGUACUGAAGUGAAGCUGGUGUGGAAGGGAGAGAGCAGAGGAGUUCUGUAUGUACAGGGUUCAUGGGACGGAUGGAGACAAGCUCAUAAACUUACCAAGAGUGAAGGAGAGGUGCAGAGUGUUACCCUGACGUUGCCGGUGGGUCUCCACGAGUAUAAGUUCCGAACUGGGAACAACUGGUUCCAUGACGAGACAAAGCCAACCAUGCUGAACGCGUUUCGCACGCUCAACAACAUACUUCAAGUGUCGGGAGAAACUUCUGAAGAGACUAUCUCCUUAGAAGUGACCAUGCCAGACGAUACACUGGAAGCAACCGAUCUGUGUACGAAAGAGAACAACGAUUUCACAAAAGCUCCAACGUUAGCUGAAACAACAGGGGACGUUGUCUCGGCUAUGGUCGUCAUGGAAGACAAAAUGUCCUCUCAAAAGCCUGUUUCAGACGGUGUGCAUCAGAAAGACAACAUGGAUUUCUCCAUGCUACAGGGAGAAAAAGCUGAUGCUACCGUUCAAGACGUAAUAGAAGAGUCUGGGGAGAAUAUUACCGCUGAAUUGAAACCAGCGGAAGACCCAACUUCAACCGACUCGGAGAACAACGGUUGGACAGUUGUUGAUAACUCAGAAGACGAAGCUACAACUAAACCACCAGAAUCACAUGAAAGCGUUCAAAAGCUUAUCCAAGAGGAGGUUGAAAUGUUCGAGAUUUCCAUUACAGAAACAGACGAAACAGUUAUGGGUAGCCAAGAUGUUGUUGACAAGAUUCAAGAUACAGCUAUUUCUGCAAAACCACCAACAGACAAAACAACCGAAAAAGAUGAAAUGUUUGAAGACAUUUCUAUGAUGCCAACAGAGAAAAUGGCUAUGGAUGCUCAAGAUAUUACUGUCAAGAUUCAACACAAAACUAUCUCCGAAACAACACCACUAGACCAACCAACUGACAAGGCCUCUAUAAGCAUUGUGGAGAUGAUAGAAGAUAUGGCCGCCAUUGAAAUACUACCACUAGAGGAAGCAGACGUUGUUCUAGGUGGCGCUCAGGUGACAGAAGAAACGUGUACCGUUUCCACAUCAUCUCCAGUGAAUAUGACUGAAAUUGGGUCAUCAGAAGUAGCGGAAAAGUCAGUGAACACAACUAAAGGCGAAACAAAAGCCCCUGUCGAGACUGCAGGUGUUGAAGCGCCCAUCGCAAGGAUGUCAGACGAAAUGGCUAAAGUUGCAGUUUCGUCAGCUUUGAAAAUAUCUGGGAAACUGUCACCAGAAAUUCUGGCAUCUAAAACAAGUGACACAAUGGUCCCUGUCGAAGCUGCAGAGGUUGUACCGACCACCACUAAGAUGUCAGAAGAAACGGAUAAAGUUGCAACGUCAUCAGCAGCCAACAUGCCUGCGAAACAGUUACCUGAAAUUCUGGAAACUACUGCAAGCAAAACAAUGGAUCCUGUUGAAACCGCAGGUAUUGAAACGACCAUCGCCAAGAUGUCGGAAGAAAUGGCUAAAGUUACUAUUACAUCUUCUGCAGUCGAGAUGUCUGCGAAACCGUUAUCGAAACAUGCCGACACAAGUACAACCGAAGCGGCUGAAACGGCAGCGGUUGGGGGUAUUGAAGUGAAGCUGACGUGGAACGGGGAGACCAGAGAUGAUGUGUUUGUACAAGGGUCAUGGGAUGGAUGGAGACAGUCUUAUAACCUAACCACUGGGUGA
Messenger RNA from Branchiostoma floridae (Florida lancelet), 3519 nucleotides. RefSeq lists its product as uncharacterized. Gene Ontology annotation, biological process: signal transduction. NCBI's taxonomy places the organism in Eukaryota, Metazoa, Chordata, Leptocardii, Amphioxiformes, Branchiostomatidae. Gene Ontology annotation, cellular component: cytoplasm; nucleotide-activated protein kinase complex; nucleus. The transcript has 6 exons. Bases 1 to 3519 code for a protein of 1172 amino acids. Gene Ontology annotation, molecular function: protein kinase binding. The record is from RefSeq and is a predicted model, not a curated record.